UCUCAAUCUCUGAUGACUGUCCCGCCGUACAGAGCCCAGUUUCUCACCGCCGCGGCUUCGCAGCUUCUCCUUUCGCUCCAACAGCGGAGCGGCGUGGAUUUCUUCUCUUCUGAUAACUACGGCGUUACUUUGCCGUACUGGGUUUUUUUUUUUUUUUCUUUCACUUUGAACUCGCACUCUUAGGUGACCAUGGCCGUCCCGGCUGCUUUGAUCCCCUCUUCCCCCCUGGUUCAGCCGUCUCCGAUCUCAUCUUCAUCGGCGACCACCUCGUCGCCCUCGGCAACUUCUUCCCCAUCUCCAUCAGUCGCUCCCUCCGGACAGAGUCUCUUCCGACCGGAGCUGAUUACCACCGGCAGCCCCGGCAUCCCAGCCGGCACGCUGCCCAGCAAGCCCGUGUAUUCCACCCCGUCGCCUGUCGAAAAUACCCCCCAGAAUAACGAGUGCAAGAUGGUCGAGCUGAGGGGUGCCAAGGUGGCUUCGUUCACAGUGGACGGCUGCGAGCUCAUUUGCCUCCCCCAAGCCUUCGACUUGUUUCUGAAGCACCUGGUCGGGGGUCUGCACACGGUUUACACCAAGCUGAAGCGUCUGGAGAUCACGCCGGUGGUGUGCAACGUGGAGCAGGUCCGCAUCUUGCGAGGGCUCGGGGCCAUCCAGCCGGGAGUGAAUCGAUGCAAACUAAUCUCCAGAAAGGACUUCGAGACUCUGUAUAACGACUGCACUAAUGCGAGCUCAAGACCCGGGAGGCCUCCGAAGAGGACGCAGAGUGUUACAUCGCCAGAGAACCCGCACAUCAUGCCCCAUUCGGUGCCAGGCCUUAUGUCACCGGGAAUCAUUCCCCCCACAGGGCUCACGGCUGCGGCUGCAGCUGCAGCCGCUGCUACCAACGCCGCCCUUGCCGAGGCCAUGAAGGUCAAGAAGAUCAAGCUGGAGGUGAUGAGCAGCUACCACGGCAACAGUGCCCAGCAUGGAGCUGACUCUGAGAAUGGAGACCUCAGUUCCAGUGUGGGUUUGGAACUGCCAUUCAUGAUGAUGCCCCACCCCCUGAUCCCUGUCAGCCUGCCUCCUGCAUCAGUCACCAUGGCAAUGAGUCAGAUGAACCACCUCAGCACCAUUGCCAAUAUGGCUGCCGCAGCACAGGGACAGAGUGGCCCAUCCAGAAUGGUGACAUCAGUGAUUAAGGAGCGGGUUCCUGAUAGUCCCUCCCCUGCUCCGUCUCUGGAAGACGGCAGGAGGCCAGGGAGCCGGCCGUCGUCCCAGCGGAGCAGCAGUGUCUCCAGCUCUCCUGCACACACCGAGAGCUCCUCCGACAGAAUCCCUGUCCACCAGAACGGCCUCUCGAUGAACCAGGCGCUCCUGGGCCUGUCUCCCAGUAUUCUGCCCGGGCCCAAGGAAGGCGACCUGGCCACACACGACAUCGGCCAUGAGGCCAAGAGAAUGCACUCGGAGAAAGAAGAACCCUCCAUGUGCACCCCUACAGCGAGGGACAGCUACGAAAGGUUGUCGCUGGCUGGCCAGGCGUUACCUCCUGGGUUCCCAUCACCUUUCUUGUUUCCUGACGGGCUGUCAUCAAUAGAGACGCUCUUGACCAACAUUCAGGGUCUGCUGAAGGUGGCCAUCGACAACGCCCGUGCCCAGGAGAAGCAGGUGCAGCUGGAGAAGACAGAGCUGAAGAUGGAACUGUUCAGGGAGAGAGAACUCCGAGAGACCCUGGAAAAGCAACUGGCUGUGGAACAGAAGAACAGAGCGAUAAUUCAGAAACGCCUGAAGAAGGAGAAGAAGGCCAAGAGGAAACUGCAGGAGGCGCUAGAGUACGAGUGCAAGCGGAGGGAGCAGGCGGAGCAGUCGCUCAAACAGACGUCUCCCACGGAGAGCCUCCGCUCCCUGAACGACUCGUUGACCCAGGAGAUAGAGACUGACCGCAGCAGUGGCAGAACAGAUGCUGAAAGGACAAUACAAGAUGGAAGACUAUUUUUGAAAACCACCGUGAUGUACUGAUAGGAUGGUGCGGAGAACAAAGUCUCUCAUGCGAAGAUUUGGAAGAAGUCUGUCAUGUGAAGAUUGUCAUAUGAAGAGAGCCCUGACCAAUGGUCUCUUUAGUUACAAAAACAGGUCAAGCUGACUGCAGAGGCUCUGCAGAGACUCUGGGUUUGGCCCAGAGCCGAAGGCCGGGCCAGGUCAGAAUGUAGAAUUAGGAUUCUACUUCUCACCAGUAUCAACAAUAUAUUGUGGCAGAUAUGGGAUUAAACAUGCCAGCUCUUUUGAAGGCAACAAUUUGAGCACAGUAAAAUGUACCACGUGGUAUACUUGGUUAUCAAAUCCACAGCACUGAAGAUUUUUUAUACUGUAUUUAAACCAGCGAGAAAGCUUUGAAAAAGAAAUUCUGAUCCAGGGGUUUGUUUUGUAUUAAAUCCGUAAUGUCAUAGCUGAUUGCCAAGUUGUUAAAGACCCUAGCUUGGAGAAAAAGCCUCUGGAAAUGCGAAUUUGAAUAUAUGUUGAUCAAUAGACAUGACUAAUCUUUGCUUUAAACGUUUUCUAAAUUAGAAAAAAAAAUACAAUCAAGUUUCAUUUUUAUCAUUGUUGUAUAUACAAGAAAAAUAGGUUAACCAGCUCACUUUGUUAUGUGUAUAUAAAGUUAAAAGAAGGUAUUGUGUAUGCAGUAGAACUAUUAGGAAAACAAUACCAACAUUUAUAUUGAAUUUAUAGAUUUGUUUCUGAGCCAUCAUCUUUGCGGAUAGCUGCCAUUGCGCUGAGGAAGCAUGCAGGCAUGUCGAUGUUUGUCCUGAACUCUUGUUACUCAAUAAAUACGUAACUGUGCUGAACGA
Molecule: messenger RNA, 2822 nt
Organism: Electrophorus electricus (electric eel)
Lineage: Eukaryota; Metazoa; Chordata; Actinopteri; Gymnotiformes; Gymnotidae
Gene: dachd
Product: dachshund d
Biological process (GO): regulation of transcription by RNA polymerase II
Cellular component (GO): transcription regulator complex; nucleus
Molecular function (GO): RNA polymerase II cis-regulatory region sequence-specific DNA binding; DNA-binding transcription factor activity, RNA polymerase II-specific
Source: RefSeq, a predicted model, not a curated record